GGAGGGAUUAGUAAAGACUCCCUGCCUCUCUCUGAGACUCCACACAAUAGUCUUCCCACAUCUUUCUCUAACCUUCUGGGCAGGGCAGGUGUUUUGGUUUCUUUGAGCAAAAUAUGAAACAGAGAAGCACCACUUCUGCCUCAAGACGCAUGUAAAGAGGUGCAGAUAUAGAUGCUCUCAACAGCUAGAUGGAGCCCUCAGGCAUCCCAGAGUCCACCACCCCUUUUGAUUAUGAUCCUCAGAGCUUUCUGUGUGAGAGCAAGACCUUCACCUUUGCCACCUUCAGCACCACCAUCCUGUACUUCUUGGUGUUCAUCCUCAGCCUCGUGGGCAACAGCCUGGUGUUGUGGGUCCUGGUAAAGUAUGAGAGCCUGGAGUCCCUCACCAAUGUCUUCAUCCUCAACCUGUGCCUCUCAGACCUGGUGUUCUCCUGCUUGUUGCCUGUGUGGAUCUUGGGAUACCACUGGGGCUGGGUGCUGGGAGACUUCCUCUGCAAGCUCCUCAACAUGUUCUUCUCCAUCAGCCUCUACAGCAGCAUCUUCUUCCUGACCAUCAUGACCAUCCACCGCUACCUGUCCGUAGUGAGCCCCCUCUCAUCCCUGCGCGUCCACACCCUCCAAUACCGCGUGCUAGCGACCACAGCCGUGUGGGCAGCCAGCAUCCUGUCCUCCAUCCCUGAUGCCAUCUUCCACAAAGUGUUUCCUUCGGGUUGUGAUUAUUCAGAACGCACGUGGUUCCUAGCCUCAGUCUACCAGCACAAUGUCUUCUUCCUGCUCUCCGUGGGGAUUAUCCUGUUCUGCUAUGUGGAGAUUCUUAGGACCCUGUUCCGUUCACGGUCCAAACGGCACCACCGGACAGUCAGGCUCAUCUUCACCAUCGUGGUGGCAUACUUCCUCAGCUGGGCUCCCUACAACCUGAUCCUGUUUCUGCAGACACUAUUGAAACUUGAAGUCAUCCAGAGCUGUGAGGUCAGCCAGCAGCUGGAUUACGCCUUGCUUAUCUGCCGCAAUGUUGCCUUCUCCCACUGCUGCUUCAACCCGGUGCUCUAUGUCUUCGUUGGGGUUAAGUUCCGCAGGCACCUCAAAAGUCUGCUCCGGCACUUCUGGCUCUGCCGGCAACAGGCUCCCCCAUUACCUCACUCACCAGGUGCCUUUGCGUAUGAGGGUGCCUCCUUCUACUGAAAGGGCGUUUAGUGGUGCAGGUGGAGGUGGACAGAGGAGCUGGAGUGGGAGCAAGGACAAGCAGGGCAGGAAGGAGCAUCACAGGAGGCACAACAUUGGGGACGCUACAGCUGUACAGGUGGGGAUGAAAGAAUACAUUACACCAGCUAGUCCUACCCUCUUCAGUGGAAAAGUGCCCCCCCCCCCAGAAAUUUUAUAUUGCCAUCCAGAAAAAUGUUUCUGGGAUUCUGAGUUCAUCAUUUAUUCAUUAAUUUAGACAUGGAUUUCUUAUCAUUGCUUAGUUCAGAAAGUUCUACAACUUGAAAGGAUUCCCAAAAAGGAGCAUCCUUCAAGAUUUUAUGAGAGGCUGAAACUCAUUCUGUGUGAUAAUUGUGUAGAUGCAGGCUGCUGGCAAGACAGUCUCUCCCUUUCCUGACUGUAGGGUUGUCCCAGCUGAUUUUGGAGGGAGUUGGCUCUGUAUUCCUCACUGACUGCUGGAUGAGACUCUGCAGGACAAAAGUAACCACAUCCUCAAAGAAACAUAGUCAGAAUGAAAUCUGGAUUCUAAAAACUUAAAAGUGGACUGGAGAAGUGUUCUGUAUCAUAGUUCCCGUUUCUAGCACAUGAACUGGCACUUGCAUAUUAAGUCCAUAAAUCUUUUAUUGAAGGAAUGUAUGCAAUAAGUGCUACCUUCUGCAUGAAGCAUUUAUUUGGAGGAAAUAAAGAUGAACAAGAUACAGUUGCUACCUUCCAGGUGCCAACAAUCCAGCUCUGAAGGACUGUUGAUAAGCAAACACCCACCUUGGCAAAGUCAUCCAGGGCAAAGAUUCCUCCUACACCUCAUCCUCUCCAGGUGGAUACUGAGCUGACACUUCAGAGUCAUCACUUUCUACCUACAAUGUUCUCCCCCUGCUUGGCUGAUGGCACCAGCUUCCCUCCAUUGCCUAUCCUCCAAACCUGAGUCAUUUUUGAGCCCUGCAUUUCCUUUCCCUCCACUCCCAUGGCCAAAUCCUAUUGAUUCUGCCUUCCCAGUGUCUCUCUGAAUUUUUCUCGCCAUUGCAUGCCCAUGGCUUCAUCCCAAAAUGGCCCCACUUC
Molecule: messenger RNA, 2255 nt
Organism: Ceratotherium simum simum (southern white rhinoceros)
Lineage: Eukaryota; Metazoa; Chordata; Mammalia; Perissodactyla; Rhinocerotidae
Gene: XCR1
Product: X-C motif chemokine receptor 1
Biological process (GO): cell chemotaxis; G protein-coupled receptor signaling pathway; positive regulation of cytosolic calcium ion concentration
Cellular component (GO): external side of plasma membrane; membrane
Molecular function (GO): C-C chemokine binding; C-C chemokine receptor activity
Source: RefSeq, a predicted model, not a curated record